CACACACUCACACACACUCACACACUCCUUGACAGACGCAGAAGUGAGGAAAGCGCUGCGCAGUGUGUGUCCUUGCAGCAGGCUUUGGGAGCAGCAGCGGCACUGUGGAGCGACUUUACAGGAACAGAGCUACACAAUGCUUGUGUGAAGAGCUGCAGCGUGUGUAUGUGUGUGUGUGUGUGUGUGUGAGAGAGUGAGAGAGUGUGUAAUUCUUCACUGAGCUUCUGUGUAAGUGUGUAAAUCGCUGAAGCUGAGUGAAGCGGAGCGCCAUGCAGUGCCAAGCCGAGUUCCGGCUCGCCCAGCCCGCGCAGCUCAAAGCGGCCCGGCGGCGCUACAAGACCUUCAUGAUCGACGAGAUUCUGGCCAAAGAGACGUGCGAUUACUUAGAGAAGCUCUCUCUGUACUCUGUGUGUCCUUCGCUGGUGGUCCGACCCAAAGCCCUGCACUCCUGCUCCGGCCCAUCAUCACUCAGCACAUACCCCUUGCUGUCUGUCAUCACCCGUCAACCUCCCAGUGGUCUGGCACACAUUCCCCAGCCCUCGCCCCCUGGUCGGGUCACCCACCUGCCCAUAGUGUCGCCCCAGCAUGCACUGCCAGGUGAGCCGGUGCCCAGCGAGACGCCCGUCAGCAUCAGCAGUGAGUCAGAGACAGAGCACAGCACCCCCCGGCUGAAGAAGCCACGUCGCAGUCGUACCAUCUUUACCGAGCUGCAGCUCAUGGGUCUGGAGAAGAAGUUUCAGAAGCAGAAGUACCUCUCCACUCCUGACAGAUUGGACCUGGCUCAGUCUCUUGGUCUCACCCAGCUCCAGGUCAAGACUUGGUACCAGAACAGGCGCAUGAAAUGGAAGAAAAUGGUGCUAAAAGGAGGGCAUGAGGCCCCUACAAAGCCUAAAGGCAGACCGAAGAAGAACUCCAUCCCCACUACAGAGGAGAUCGAGGCAGAGGAACGACGGCUCGCCCAACUGGCUGAGGAAGAGGAUCGGCUAAGAGGGGAAGUUCAAACCGAGGUCCAGGAGCAAUUCAAAAAACAGGGAGAAUUGUUUCAGUCACAACCACAAGACCUGAGCACAAGUGGGCAGAGUGAGAUCCUCCAUCCCCUGCCUGUGGGGGCAUCAGAUGGUGAACAAAUCCCCCAAUUAACACCAGAGAGCUAAAUUAGCAUCUACAUCGUGCCAAAGACUGAGAGUACCAAAAGUGCUGAGUGCCUCCGAUCACCAUAGCGCCAAAGACAUGAAAAGACAUUCGGUCUCGUUUAAGGAGCAGCGCUUCACUCUGUAAUGUUGCUUUACAUACUCCUUUGGCUCCUUUUUCAGUAUUUUAUGAUCACCCGUGUGCAGCCAAAUGCACUUCACAAAAUUCUCCUAACAUUGGUACGCCGUGUACCAAACGGACAAACAGUAAGUGUUUAUGUUUUAUUUUUCCUGAGCGAUUUGCUCUUUACACCAUAAUGGCUGCCUAACUUUAUUGCCUCUGUUGAAUGUGUGUCUUCUGUGUACAGCCGAGUCUCGUUCUCUGCCAAAGAUCAUAUAUCUGAAAUACUGAAAUACCCUCAGAGGUAAUAGUGCCUUUUUAUCAUCACAUUCAGACGCCUUUUUUCCAUUAAAUGCCAGAAAUGAAUGAACACAGGUGGACACUUGUACAGGAGGUUAUUUUUUUAUAUGAUUAUAUAUGACUUUGUAAAGGAAGCUUGGGAAAGGGGGGUAAAAAAAAACAAAUUAAUAAAAAAACUUAGGGUUUAAUUAAUACCAAACAAAAACUGAAAGUUUAUUAUUAUUAUUAUUAUUGUUAUUAUUAUUAUUAUUAUUAUUAUUAUUAUUAUUAUUAUUAUUAUUAUUAUGUUUUAAUUUCCCAAAGCACAUUUUCUUUAUUGGAAAGCUAAAAUGCUUUUGGUUUUUGAAAAGCUUUAUGUAAUUUCAGGACUUUUUUUUUUUUCAUACAUGACAACCUUCCAAAAGGAUAUUUGAAAAAAUCUUUUUGUAAAAAUAUUUCCCAAACAGCAUUUCCAGUUUUAUAAAGCUAAAAAGGUUAUGCAGUUACAGGACUUUUAAGUAAAUGACAAGCUUCCAAACACAACAUUUUGUUUGUGUUUGGAAGCUCAAAAACAUUUGAAUAUUUUAAAAAGUUGAAAAAUAUUUUCCCCUCCUUUCUUUCUUUCUUUCUUUCUUUCUUUCUUUUCCAAAGAUGAUUUCCUUCUUUGUAAAGCUAAACUCAUGGCCCUGUUUUUAAGAAGUUGAUAUAAUUUCAGGAAUUUUGUAUACAUGACAAACUAUAUUUGAAUAAUUGAUGCUUUGUAUUUAUUUUGUGUGUAAGAGUCAAGCUGUGUUUAAACUGUACAAAACCCUGAAAAGUGACAUAUUGAUAUAAAAUAUCUGGGAUGAUCUUACAGACAUCUGUAAAGUAUUGCAUUCUUUUUUUCCUCUGUGUUAAUGUGUUGUGGAGCUGAGAUCGGCAGGCCAUUUGAGGAAGCCUGGCUUUUACACCUUAAAUAAAUCCUCUUUUCCUGUCAGGGACAUGGACAAAUUCAUAAAUCACAGUGGCGGCCGGUAAAACGAGGAAACUGACAAACGUGAGUGUGUGCAGGAGGCAGUGUGGCCCGAGGCAGAGGCACACACACACCUCCACCCUGCUGACUGACAAUCGACUAAACUGAGAUCUGCUCAGCACGCUUCCAGCUCCUGACUCAUUUCUGCCUAAUGUAAAAAAUAUGUAUUGUAAAGCUCAUGCUGUUGUUAAGUUUUUUUUUUUUACAGUUUGCCUGAAAAAAUAUACAUUACUAUGACAUGAAAUAUAGAUUGAUAGAAAAUCUGCAAGUGUUUCUGCAUAUGCAACUGAUUUUACUUUUCAUUUUUGGGAAAGUUGACUAUAAAUAUUUGCUAACAAUUGUAUUUUUUUCCCCAAGUCACCCAAACUGUAAUUUCUACCUUCAGUGUGUUUUUUUGCAUAUUUAAUGACAUUUAAUAAAGAUAAUAAUCAUUUA
Pangasianodon hypophthalmus (striped catfish) is the source of this 2977-nucleotide messenger RNA. RefSeq names its product BARX homeobox 2 (gene barx2). Gene Ontology annotation, biological process: regulation of DNA-templated transcription. The record is from RefSeq and is a predicted model, not a curated record. The transcript is spliced from 4 exons. NCBI's taxonomy places the organism in Eukaryota, Metazoa, Chordata, Actinopteri, Siluriformes, Pangasiidae. Gene Ontology annotation, molecular function: DNA binding; DNA-binding transcription factor activity, RNA polymerase II-specific. The coding region runs from base 270 to 1154 and encodes 294 amino acids.